This is a messenger RNA of Durio zibethinus, 1652 nucleotides long. RefSeq names its product E3 ubiquitin-protein ligase SIRP1-like. Gene Ontology annotation, molecular function: ubiquitin protein ligase activity. The record is from RefSeq and is a predicted model, not a curated record. Gene Ontology annotation, cellular component: cytoplasm. Gene Ontology annotation, biological process: protein ubiquitination. Lineage: Eukaryota; Viridiplantae; Streptophyta; Magnoliopsida; Malvales; Malvaceae.
UAAUUAAUAAUAUAAGUUAGAAAAUUGGCAAAAAAUAAUAGAAAAUUAUUAAAAAAAAAAAGAGAAGAAAGAGAGAACGCGGUUGGAUUUUCCUAUAACGGGAAGAAAAGUAAAACUGUGGUUAUUUCUUUCUCUUUUCCUCAACACAAAAUCAACCCAAGAUCUCCUCUUUCUUGUUCAAAUUCACUGCUGCCCACAAUCAGAAAAAAUAUAAAAGAAAAAAGAACCCCUAAAGGAACAGGAAAAGAGAAUAAAUUUGUGCCGAGGAAGGAGGAGAAAGGACUGAAAAAGAAUGGAGGAAGCAAUGGCAGCAAGGUACUGGUGUUAUCGAUGCUCUCAAAUGGUGACUCCCAUAAUGGAAGUUGAGAUUAAAUGCCCAAUUUGUUUACGUGGGUUUAUUGUAGAAAUGAGCAGUGGCACAAGAGACAGUCAAGACAUAGAGUCUGAUAUCCAAUCUGAUCGAGCACUCUCUCUGUGGGCACCCAUCUUGUUAGGUAUGAUGGGUAAUCCCCGCCGCCGCAGAAGACUUAGACGUAUUGACUUUGAAGAAGAGGAUGAUGACCAUGAUGAUGGUGAAGCUCGCCAUGGACGAGAUACUGAGUUGGACCGAGAACUUGAAUCCAUCAUUAGGAGGAGAAGAAGAAGAAGCUCUGCGACAAUUUUACAGUUGCUUCAAGGUAUUAGAGAUGGAAUUGCAUCUGAAACUGAGAAUUCUGAGAAUGAUAGGGACAGUGAUAUGAGCAGGGAUAGAGAUGGGGAAAGAGAGCGUCUAAUUUUGAUCAAUCCUUUCAAUCAGACUAUAAUUGUCCAGGGCUCUUAUGAUUCCAACCAGGGUGGUCAAAACCAAAACUCCAACUAUGUAGGGUCUUUAGGCAAUUAUUUCAUCGGUCCUGGUUUAGACUUAUUGUUGCAGCAUUUGGCGGAAAACGACCCAAACAGAUAUGGGACUCCACCAGCACAAAAAGAGGCGGUUGAAGCCCUGCCUACUGUGAAAAUUGAGGAGAAUUUGCAAUGUUCUGUGUGUUUGGAUGAUUUUGAGGCUGGCAGCGAAGCAAAGGAAAUGCCAUGUAAGCAUAAGUUUCAUAGUGGUUGUAUAUUGCCAUGGUUGGAGCUUCAUAGUUCUUGCCCAGUUUGUAGAUAUCAAAUGCCUGCUGAUGAAUCAAAACUUGGUUCUGAGAGGUCAAGCAAUAAUAUUGACCAAAGAGAAAGUGAAAACAAUGUUGAUGGUAGUGGGGAAGAGGGUGAAGGAGAUGGGAGAAGUGGGAGUGGGAGUGGGAGUGGGAGUGGGAGUGGGAGUGGGAGAAGGUUCUCGUUCGCAUGGCCAUUCAAUGGCUUGUUCUCAUCGGGUUCUUAGUCUGGCAGAGGCAAUUCGUCCUCUACUUCUUCAAGCUCUGAAUCCGGAAGUGCUUCUCUAACAGAUGAGAAUUGAGUAUAUUUCCAUAAGUUAUGUUCACUAUGUUGCUUUGAGUAUUCUGCCUUGCUUAUGUACAUAGUUAUCGUACAAUGAAUUUGAAUCUUGGGAAAAAAUUAUGUUUUUUUUUUUUUUUUGGGUCAAUUUCUAUGUUCUUGGAAGAAUUUCUGCAGCUGCUGCUGCUAUUUUACCUACUACUCCUGAAUUCUGAUAUAUGUAAUUUUGUUUCUGUUCAUUUGAA